CAAAAGAGAUAUAACAAAACCGCAAAUGCAGAAAUGUGGGCAAUAGAUAGUGUUAAUAAAAUAUGCAUUUAAAAAAAAUUUACAAAAAUACAUAACUGUUUUUGUUGGCGCAGCGACAAUUUGUUGUUGAGGGCCUUUGUGAAUUACCUCAAUAUUAAAACUCACGUUCAAAUUAUACAACUUAGACAAAUGACUGCUUUGGCAUUCUAAAUGUCAGGGUGCCUUACGCCGAUUCCAGGAACCGUUGUCUUGCUUACGGUUUAGCGAUCGAGGAGCAAAACAAGAUCCUAGACGAGAUGGCCGAACUAGUCAAAAAUAUGAGGGUGCUUGGCAAAUUUAGUCUGCUGCCAUUCCAAAAAGGAAUCAUUCAAAGUAAUACGGCGUUGAAGUUGUUGUUCGAGGACAUUAAAGCUCGCUUUAGUUCCUCACAGGAGUUCAAGUACCGUCUGCGACUAUACCUGCUAGGACACAACAGGGCGUGUUAUCCGAUUCUGCUAAUGUAGAAGAGGAUGAUACGCCAGACAUUGAAAUCAUGCAGCCUCCGCUUACAAGUAUUUUGCUGAAGAACUUAAGUUCAAAUGCAGAACUGUGGCCGGUUGAAGAAGCGGAAUUCGAAGACUUAGAGCUAGACGGACUCGAGCAUUUAGCGGGAUAUAUUUGCCACAAGUUGCAGGAAGACAUCCCCAGCCCGUCGUUUAGGAGCAAUGACGACCAUUCACUCUACUGGGCGGAUCAUCUUAGCGAGGAAAAGCCAAAAAACUGUGGCGUAGAUCCAUAUGCUACCAUUAUAGAACCCAUGAAUCAACAUCCGCAUUUCACACUCACUGAUCUGAGUGUUUCAGACGCCUAA
Messenger RNA from Rhagoletis pomonella (apple maggot), 850 nucleotides. RefSeq lists its product as uncharacterized. The coding region runs from base 533 to 850 and encodes 105 amino acids. The transcript is spliced from 5 exons. The record is from RefSeq and is a predicted model, not a curated record. NCBI's taxonomy places the organism in Eukaryota, Metazoa, Arthropoda, Insecta, Diptera, Tephritidae.